UGUUGAAUUGUACUCUUUGAGAGUGCGAGAACCAUUAUAUAUCUAGUCUUAUUUAAAUACAUAUAUAGAAGUUUUGUUACUGACUUGAGUGCCAUUAUUGACGAUUCUUUGUUUUUAUAUAUACAAAAAGUGUCGAAACGUUGAAGGAAAAUUUUCGAUUUCAACAUUUAAGAAAUGAUUAACAAAUUGCGUAUUAAACAGUGGCAUAUGUAACAUUGUUCCAAGGAUAAUAUUUUAUCUCAUCCCGCCAUUUUCACAUAUAAGUACGCACCAUGUCAUACACGGUUAAAGUUGUUCGUUUCAAUGAUAUUACUGUAAUAAAAAUGGCAAGUAAAUAAGAAAAUACGAAUAAGAUUCUAAUUGGAACAAUGUCGACCAUACAAGACUCAGCUUGGUCGAAAAUUUCCGGUGAAACUCUGAACCCUAAGGAAAAAUGUCUUAAUAUCACUGAAGAGAUUUAUAAAAGGAUUAAUAUAACAUUUCAAAUCAAAAAACUUGAAACUGGAUCACAAAGUGAUAUCUCAGAUUGUAGUGAUCAAAUAGACAGCAAUGAGCUCAGUAACGAAACAGAUCUGUUUGCCUGCGACAAGAGUUCCCUAUCCAGUAGUACAGACCAGGAGAGAGCUAUCAGCAAGUGCGAGAAGUACAUUAAUAUAAAUAACAAUGAAGAAACCAAACUUAAUAAACCUGCUCCAGUUUACAAGAGACCAAGGAAACGAUUUAGGAAGCGUGUCAAGAAACAUCAGGCAAACAAGACUCGGAGUGGCAGUGAUUGUUCCAGUGAUGAAGCUAUACCACUAAGUCGUGUUGAUAUUGACACGAGGAACAGUCAAAGUGAAUCACCUGACAGUGUGAUGGGUGUGCCUAAUAUUAUUAUUGUUGCGAAAGAAUCUAAACAGAAACCUAAAUCAACACAAAAGAAUCAACAAAAACAAGAUGAACCAACUAAUUCAAUAUCCGAAGAUAUUCCUAUCAAGUUGAAAACCAGCCAAAAACCGAUAUCGGACAAGAGUCAGCAAUGGAAACACUGUCCUAUUUGCAGUUUAUCAUUCCGUGGAGAAAGAGGUUUAAGACGUCACAUGACUAUGUCACAUAUUGAAUCUGAUGAUAUAAAGGAUACCAACGAAAUAGAAAAAGAUGUGAAAUCCAUUUAGAAGGUAUGACUUUCACUUGACAUUGUAAAAUGAUUCUUAUUGUAAUGGGAUAUGGUUUAAAAUAACAACCAUUAGAUCAUAGUUUACAUGAAGUACAUUUAGUUUGAUAAAUUCAAUCUUAUUUCCAAACGUUAAAGUCUAUUUUCGACUAAUUUAUUUUAUAAGUAUGUUUUUCCGAUUUAAGAAUGUUCGAGUUAUUUUUUUUGUUCAAUAUUUACACAUGUUUGUCUCUGUCUUAUUAAAAAAAAUGACGUUUGCAAUAUGGCGCUAAAAGUAUCAAGAUGGCGCAGGCGUCACUUGAUAAUUGGCGGCAAAAACUUUCAUUGACAAAACAUAGACAACAUUAUGUGUCAAUGAAUAUGAAACUAGUAAGAAAAUAUCAUUGGCAGUAAUUGUCUGUGGUCUUAAGUUAUCUUUUGUCUUAUGA
Molecule: messenger RNA, 1581 nt
Organism: Papilio machaon (common yellow swallowtail)
Lineage: Eukaryota; Metazoa; Arthropoda; Insecta; Lepidoptera; Papilionidae
Exons: 5
Coding region: 369-1154 (261 amino acids)
Source: RefSeq, a predicted model, not a curated record